Molecule: messenger RNA, 2001 nt
Organism: Theileria parva strain Muguga
Lineage: Eukaryota; Apicomplexa; Aconoidasida; Piroplasmida; Theileriidae
Product: Utp14 family protein
Exons: 2
Coding region: 157-2001 (614 amino acids)
Biological process (GO): rRNA processing
Cellular component (GO): small-subunit processome; nucleolus
Source: RefSeq, a predicted model, not a curated record
UUUUAAUAUAAUUUGAUUCAGUUUAUCAUUUUCAUAACUAUUUUAAUAAUUUUUCAUUAAGAUCUAACUUCGUAAAUAAAAUUAAUUUCAUGUACAUAAUAGUAGUCCAUUUGAUUCGUGAAACCAACUCGAUAAUUUAUUAUAAGUCGGAUUUAAAUGAAAAAGGUCAAGAAAUCCAAGUCUUCUAAGGCAAAACCUCACUCAAAGCCCAAAAAUGCCAAGUUCUCUGACUACGAUGAAGAAAUAUCAGAAGAUGAUAUAAAUAUCGAUGAUUCUCCAUCUAUUAAUACUUUAAAUAAUAUUAAUGGCGUAAAAAGUGGUAAAAAGAAUAAAAAGGGGGAAUGCGAUGAAUUGUGGCAUUAUAUUUAUGAUAAUCAGUCCGAUAGUGAAGAUUCUAAUCAAGAUUUAAUUCAUUCUCAAGAUUCUUCAAAUGCAGAAAACAUAAACGCUUCAGAAGAUAUUGAAAAGGAUGAAAAAAAUGGAGUUUCAUAUGAAAGAUUAGAGGAUAGUGUUGAUAUCUCAGGUAAUUUACUUGAUUUUGACCAGGUUGAGGAAUUAAGUUCUUCAUAUGACUGGAUUACGAAAUCAAAGGAGUCAAAGGAGCAAUACAAGGCUUUGGUGAAGAAAUUCAAGCAAAUUGAUAAAGACGUACCUCAAAUACUAACUGCCGAAUCCCAGUCGAGACUGAAGAGAAUUGAGAGAAGAGCUCAAUAUGAGUCAACGAAACGCUUUUUAACGAAGAAAUGGGCACCAAUAGUUAGAGAAAUUAGGAAAAGUGAAACUAUAGUCUAUGGAUCAGAUUCUCGUUCAGAGCCCACAGUUAGUACAAUUUGUACUAAAUUUACUCCUGAAACUGAGCUUGAGAAGGAACUAAACAGUGUAGGAAAUGAACUAGAAACUAAGAUGGACAAUACAGCACUAGUAAGAGCGAUAAUUGCCAGAGAGCAGAAGAAGAAUAAACGUAUUAAUCGAAUUAAGAGUAAGAGAUGGCAUAAGAGGCAGAAACAAAGAGACUUACAGAUGGCUGCUAAGCUUCUGGGUAAAAUUGAUGAUCCCGAACUUGCAACUGAGAUUAAGAAUACAUUUGAGCGUAAAAGAGCUGAAAAGAGGAUUUUGAGGAAGAAAGAAGCGCAGAGCAAAUGGGCCAAAAUGGCUUUAAGAUAUGGUGGAAAAGAACUCCUACCACUGAUAACAUCACAACAGAAUGAUUUAAAACAACAUUAUGAUUUAAUAGACCAAACUGUUAAAUUAGGUCAUGAAAAUUCUGAUCAAGAGAAAGAUAGUGAUGAUGAAGAGGACAGUGUUGUAGAAGAUGAUGUAGAUGAUGUUAAUAGUAAAUUAAACGUUAUUUUAGAUUCCACAGUGCCAAUACCAAAUAAGGGAUUAUUUAAUUUAACAUUCAUGAAAAAUGCUAUACAAAAUCAAAGAGAACAACUUAACAAUAAUGAAAGUGAUGAUGAAGGUGAUAGUGUUUCAGACGCAGAACAGGAACACCCAGAAGAUAAAUCAGAUGAUGAAUUGGAUUAUAACAUAUUAGUAAAUAAUGAAGGUGUAGAAGUGGAUGAACAAAUUACCAAACUCAAUACCCUUAAAAAGGAUAAGGAUCAAGAAUCCACUGAAUUAGAUGAGAUGUGUAGUAAAGAGAUGGAAGAGGAAGUGAUUGGAAUUCAUUCUAAUGAUCAGUCUGAACUAUUAAAUUUUGAUCAAGAUAAGACCAGUGAAAUGGUCAGAUCAGUCGGAUAUACUCGAGGAGAUUUCAACUCAUUUAUUAAUACCAGUAACACAUCUGAUGAAGCUGUGAAUGCCAUGGAGUUACAUCUUGAAAAAAGUAAACCUAAUGACACUAAAAAAGUUGAUAAAAAUGUGAAUAAAGAUAAGUCCAAUAAAGAAAAGGCUGUAAAGAGUACUCCCAAGGAACUGAAUAAAGAUAAGUGUGUGGAAAGAUUAGGAAAAGAUAAUGAACUUGAUAAUUUGGUAAGUAGUGUAAAAUCCUAUAAUUAA